Molecule: messenger RNA, 923 nt
Organism: Ficedula albicollis (Collared flycatcher)
Lineage: Eukaryota; Metazoa; Chordata; Aves; Passeriformes; Muscicapidae
Gene: RSPH1
Product: radial spoke head 1 homolog
Exons: 9
Coding region: 1-879 (292 amino acids)
Biological process (GO): axoneme assembly; spermatid development
Cellular component (GO): motile cilium; nucleus
Source: RefSeq, a predicted model, not a curated record
AUGGCAGAAGAUGAAAAGGCAGUUCCCCAGAGCCACACUGCUGGCAGGGUGGAGAAAAACUGGCUCGCCAAAGCACUGCUCCUGGAAGAAGGAUGCAUGGAGUAUGAAGGCGAUCGCAAUUCCGAAGGGCAGCGCCAUGGAUUUGGGAAGGCACGGCUGCCCAAUGGUGACACCUACGAAGGGGAAUACGAGUGUGGUUUGAGGAAUGGAUAUGGGACCUACAGGUUUAAAAAUGGUGCUCUCUACACCGGGAACUACCUUCGAAACGAAAAGCAUGGCAAGGGUGUCUUUUUUUACCCAGAUGGAUCAAAGUAUGCAGGAGACUGGGUGCAUGACCAGAAACAAGGCUAUGGAGAAUAUCUGUAUGCAAAUGGAGACACCUAUACUGGAGAAUGGGCUAACAACAAGAGGCAUGGGCAAGGCACGUAUGUCUAUAAAGACACAGGAUCUAAGUAUGUUGGCUGUUGGGUAAAUGGAAUCCAGGAUGGACCAGCUGAACUUAUCCACUUAAACCACAGAUUUAAGGGCAGGUUUCUCAGUGGAAAGCCCUUAGGUCACGGCAAAUUCAUCUUUGAUAUUGGAUGUGAGCAGCGUGGGGAAUACAAACAACCAGUGCAGGACAAAGAGGAGGAAGAAGAAGAGGAGGAACAACCAUUACCUCUUGAACCAAUAUGGAAAGCAUCAGAAAUUACCAAAUUAACACCUUGGUCUCCCCAAGAUGAGGAGCUGCUAGGCCCCAGAGAAACAGCAGAGGCAGCAGUCACUGAGGAGGAUGGGGGUCACCCAGCAAGCACUACAGGAGAGGGAGAUGAGGAAAGAGGAGAGGAAGAAGUAAAUCAAAGUCAGGAGGAUGAAGAAACUACUGAUUUAGGAGGAUGAACCAGAGGAAACAGAGGAAUUGGGUACAACUGAAGGAAAAGACC